AUGGAGGGUGGUCAGUGGGGGGCAGGGGCAGGAGGGGGAGUCCUACAGCCAGUACUUCUACUGAGGCUGGCGGUGACGGCGGCGGUGCUAACAUGCGCAGCGUGCCAUGAGCCAGUUCGGCACACGGUGGGAGGAUCAUUUGGGUGGAGUCCCAACGUCAACUACUCCGAUUGGGCGAAAAACCAAACCUUUUACAUCGGUGAUUGGCUCUAUUUUGUGUUCGACAAGCAUCAAUACAACGUGCUGGAAGUGAACGAGACUAGCUACGGCAACUGCACGGACAAAGACUUCAUAAAGAACAUAACCCAUGGAGGGCGGGACGUGUUCAACCUGUCGGAGACGAAGCCCUACUACUUCUUGAGCAGCGGCGGCUACUGCUUCCACGGCAUGAGGCUCGCCGUCUCCGUCCACGAUAUUCCCUCCCCACCCCUUCCCGCCCCCGCUCCCCCCAAUAACUCCUCCCCCGCCAUUUGCCGCUGCUGGAUCCUUUCUUUCGUCGCCUUGCAGCCGGUGGCGGUGGCCUUCUUCUUCUUCUUCUUCUUAAGCACUAGUUGA
This is a messenger RNA of Malania oleifera, 555 nucleotides long. RefSeq names its product early nodulin-like protein 20. The transcript is spliced from 2 exons. Gene Ontology annotation, molecular function: electron transfer activity. Gene Ontology annotation, cellular component: plasma membrane. The coding region runs from base 1 to 555 and encodes 184 amino acids. The record is from RefSeq and is a predicted model, not a curated record. Lineage: Eukaryota; Viridiplantae; Streptophyta; Magnoliopsida; Santalales; Ximeniaceae.